UUAUAGUCUGCAACUAUUUGUUGUACGACGGUGAUCAUUUUGCAGCAGUCAUGAGUUUUCAAAUCGCAUAUUGUGGAAGUGAAUGUUUCGACAUCGAUGAGAAGAAAGAACACGGUGAAAAUAAGGACAACAAUAGUCAGACUAGAAUACAAAACAAAACAGAGGACUCAGAAAUAAGUGAAGGUACCAAAAGUUUUGCAACUGAGGUAACAUCAAAAUGGCAUGAUUUCGUGAAUACUAACUACAACCGCUACACAGAAGAUUUUAAUAAUUAUGAAGUUAAAAACAAAAUUAAGAGUAGAAUAAAUUGCGCUUUUGUUGUAAAACAAGUUGCAAAUGAAAACAAAUCUUCCUUAUUACCGAUUGAGUUAGGACACAUAAUAACAGACAUCAAGACAACGGAAACAGAAAAUGUCUCUUGGAAUGAAAGACUGACAGAAACCGAGGAUGCUAUAGUCCAUCCUCCUGUUAAAAUGUCUGGAUUCCUGUCGUCUGUAGUAAAGCCGUGGACAGCAGACGACAAUAUUGUCAAUGACUACAAUGUCACUCCAGUAGAGCAAGUGCAACCAGAAGGGUGCUUUUGUUGGCCUCUUGUUCAUCUGAUUUACAGAAUACGAUACCGACUGUUUGACAAGAAAAAGGACAAGGAACUUCAGAAAAAGACAAAAGUCUAAGGAUUAGGAAUUAUAUAGAGAAAACUACGAUAUCAAAAGCAGAAGACAGAAGAAUAGCUUUGCCUGAAAUUUUUAUUAAUAAAAGGAGACUGCAAAAAUUCAAAGUGUUACAGUACCUUAUUUAGAAA
This is a messenger RNA of Mytilus trossulus (common blue mussel), 802 nucleotides long. RefSeq lists its product as uncharacterized. The transcript has 3 exons. The coding region runs from base 51 to 674 and encodes 207 amino acids. NCBI's taxonomy places the organism in Eukaryota, Metazoa, Mollusca, Bivalvia, Mytilida, Mytilidae. The record is from RefSeq and is a predicted model, not a curated record.